Molecule: messenger RNA, 1380 nt
Organism: Acanthaster planci (crown-of-thorns starfish)
Lineage: Eukaryota; Metazoa; Echinodermata; Asteroidea; Valvatida; Acanthasteridae
Biological process (GO): cellular response to hydrogen peroxide
Source: RefSeq, a predicted model, not a curated record
GUCAUUGUGUAACGCGGCGCGACUGCGCACUUAUGUUUACUACAAUAAUGGCGUCACGCAACGUGUGUUGUGUGGUAAACACAGCAAUGUUUGAGUAGAAUUAUUUCAAUAAAAAAGUGGCUGUUAUUACAGGAACGGCUGCUUAUUCUCCAAUUGGAAAAAAUUAGUUGAACCUGGUUCAAAAGUGAAAGUGAAAUGGCUGACGAGAAUGUUGAAGAUGAUCAACUGCAGGUGAUGUUUAAGAAACUGCGAGUGGAUCCAGCUUGGUCCUCUGUUGGGUCAGUCAGCUUGCUAGUUCCUCACACUGAGUAUCCGGUGGACAAACCAACCAAAGCCAGGAAGACCGGCCUGAGAAGGACCAGCCUGCGAAGCGUCAAACACAAAUUCGAGCCAUAUUCUACAAGCUGCUGCUCCCUGGGCAAUAACUUUGGUGACUCUCUGGGAGCCACCGAUAAAGGGAAAUGCAAAACAGCAAUCUGUCUCUGCUCUAACAAGACCGAUCAGAAGAAAGCAGAGAAGGAAAGUGAAGCCCAAACUACACAGGACAAUUUGAAAGAACAAGAGACAUCAUCUUUCCCCGAGGAACUCACGUCAGCUUGCUGUACCAGACCUCUGAUUUGCUUCGAGGCAUUCCCCUUGCCGGCCCUGCCCAAGAAAAGCAGCAACUGGAAAGACAAGGAAGUUUUUGGUGCUAGCUCAAGUAAACUCAAGCCUCUAUCCUCAUUCAAAACACUGGCAACCAUUGAAGAGGAAACGGUAGAAGCAACUGCAGCAGCAUCAUCGCAUGAGUGGCUCAGUGAAACUUGUGAGUCUGUUCUAUUACCAUGCCGGUGUUCAACAGCUAGCCAGCAGUGUAAACCUUCCACAAAACCUCUACGUAGGUUAACCAGACACCGUAAAGCCAAACUAGAAGGCAGACUCCAGUCCUAUGGGUCUCGUACUUUUGCAACCUACAGGGACAGUGCAAGGCAGUUGAUAAAACUGGGUCCCCCAAGCAGUGUUCAGAAACAUGCACCUUCUGCCAAAUCUCCAGGCAAACCCAGUGCCUUGAAGCCUGACUUGCCUCACCAGGCCUGGACACAAAAUCUCCUGGCAAUUAAUAAUAAUAAUGCAACAUCUUCACCACCUCGGUCAGAGUUUUCUUGCUCCCAGCAAGCCCGCUUCACUCCUGAUAUCUCCUUUGAUGACACAACAGCUGACGAUUUGGCCGGUUACUUUGAAAAUUUAGUUCAUAUUCCCAAGAAAAUGUCUGAAAUGGCAGAAAUGAUGUACACAUAGCAUGACUCCCCUGUGUAUAUGUACAUGUACCCUCUUGUACAGGUGUUAGCAAAAUACAUAUUUUCCAAUACAGAAAAGCUGAGAUUAGAAUAAUCAGCUUGC